CCACUCCACCGCAAAGUCCAUAGCAAUAUCGUACCGUAGAAGAAGAAGCAUCCAACAUUCCCUUGGUUUCAGGUGUGCUGAUGUCUACUAGGUCGUUUACUAAAUAACGAAUUAGUUAUUAUGUGUCACAUACGUAAUACCGUUGCUUCGCAAUAGUUUGAGUACUGUAUUCGUGCGCAAGAUCGGGGCAAGAAAUACGCACACGUCUGAACGCUGUGCUUUUCUGAGUUCUACGGGUUUCUCAGCAGGGAAAUUCGCUUCAUUUGGCAUUGGUGGUGGAAACUGUAGAGUCCAGAACUACAGGAACGAAGUUCUAUUUUACGGAGCUGCGGUCUGUUUCCAGGUGACAGCCUGCUCUGAGACAAAACGUCCAAACGCAAUGCGGGAAUGCACAUGAAACCUUCCUCAGUCUUAGGUCAUGAUAAUUCUCAAGCCUUCCUUGAUGUUGACCUUAAGCAGAGUGAAGAAACACCGUUCCUGCAUGGGCUACCACAUGAACAUGACCCAAAGGGGCGUCUCAUUUCCUUUAACAAGAGGGAGCUAUACUCCUGGUGGAUAGACAGUGGUGCACAUAGGAGUACAGAGUACAAGCGUUUGAUGGCUGGCACACCUGAAGUGCUGUCAAAUCGUGACAAAGUAAUAACAUCCCUGGCUGCUGGAGCUCUUGCUGGUGCUCUUGCAAAGACUACGAUAGCACCCCUAGAUCGAACCAAAAUCAAUUUUCAAAUUCACAAUCAACAGUUUUCAUUUGUGAAAGCUGUUAAGUUCCUUGCUGACAGCUACAAACACCAUGGUAUCUUCAGCUGGUGGAGAGGGAAUUCAGCAACCAUGGCGAGGGUUGUGCCUUUUGCAGCAUUCCAGUAUGCAGCUCAUGAACAGUGGAAGAUUAUAUUAAUGGUUGACACAAAUGAACGAAGGAGGCACAACUAUGGCAAGACAUUUCUUGCUGGUUCUCUCGCUGGUUGCACGGCGUCCGCUUUGACGUACCCAUUGGACCUGGCACGAGCCAGGAUGGCUGUUUCACCUGCUGAAAGGUAUCGCAACCUUGCGCAUGUCUUUGUAAAAAUCUGGAAAGAGGAGGGGCCGUUGAAGUUAUACAGGGGAUUCACUCCAACAAUGCUCGGUGUUAUCCCUUAUGCUGGUGCUAGCUUCUUCACCUAUGAAACCCUGAAAAGACUCAGAGCAGAGAAAACUGGUUCGAGUGAACUACAUCCCAUGGAACGCCUUGUUUUCGGAGCCCUUGGGGGCCUCUUUGGCCAGUCCUCAUCAUACCCUUUGGACAUUGUGCGAAGACGGAUGCAAACAGCUCCUCUCACUGGCAACAUCUAUAAAUCUGUGUGGGGCACUCUUGUUCUGGUGUACCGCACAGAAGGGCUUAUUGGGGGCUUGUACAAAGGACUGAGCAUGAACUGGAUUAAAGGGCCCAUCGCUGUUGGAACAAGUUUCAUGACAUUCGACAUCGCACAACAGACAUUUCGCAAGUGCCUCUUGCUUAUGUCACACAGUACUUGAACAGAUCUUCAUAGGUUAUAGGAACGUGUAGGACUCAAUAUACAAAGAAUUGUGCUGUUCCAAAAGAAUCUGUGCGAAAUGAGUUGGAGAACGUGUGCACUGCCGAGAUUCCUAGCUUCGACGCAUAAAUGUUCGUAUUUCUAGUCUCACCAGCAAUGCCGAAAGUUGCAGUUGCUUGCAGUGGAGCGGUGUACUGGCAGCCAAACAGCUGACCGGUCAGCUGCGGAGCCAUCCGCGCACUACACAAGCUGGGCACACGUGUGCAACGGCCUUCUGUGUUUCAUGUGAUAUACGUAGGAACCAAGCUAUUGGUGUUGACACCGGUGUGAUCCCCGAGAAGUUGUGUCAUAGGCUUUCAAUGCAGUAUGGCAUGGAGUUGCUUUUUAGUGCAUUACGCUCCGUCCUAGUGUACAAUGUAAGUGGCUAGCCAGUGACUCUGCCAAGUAGUUUUUCUAUUCACUGUUAUGCGGAACAGAAAUAAAGUAUGCCAAUCUGUU
This is a messenger RNA of Ornithodoros turicata, 2009 nucleotides long. RefSeq names its product mitochondrial coenzyme A transporter SLC25A42-like (gene DPCoAC). NCBI's taxonomy places the organism in Eukaryota, Metazoa, Arthropoda, Arachnida, Ixodida, Argasidae. The transcript has 8 exons. Gene Ontology annotation, biological process: transmembrane transport. The record is from RefSeq and is a predicted model, not a curated record. The coding region runs from base 388 to 1512 and encodes 374 amino acids. Gene Ontology annotation, cellular component: mitochondrial inner membrane.